ACGUUUUUAAAUAAUUAAAAACACACCAAACUCUCUCGUCGUCGUCUUCUUCUUCUUCCCGGCCUUUACCUUGUCUCCAGACUCUCCACCACCACCGUCGAGUUCAGAUCUGACUUCUCCCAUGUCCCGAAGAAUCGUAAAGUCCUCACGAUCAUGAAAAGAUCUCACAUCUCCUCUCCUCGCUCUUACUUCCGCCCAGCGAUCUCAUUCCUCGGCGUCAUCCUCCUGUUCCUUCUCGGUCUAACACUAACCUCUCAAAAACCAUCCGGUUCAACCCCGAACCGAAUCCUAACCGGUAAACCCAACAUCCCCAGGCUCGCUUACUUGGUCACGGGGACUAAAGGAGAUGUCAAACGGGUGAAGCGUCUCCUCAGGGCGAUACACCACCCGAGAAACCACUAUCUUGUGCAUCUUGAUCUUCAAGCUUCCGACGAGGAGAGGAUGGAUCUCGCGAAGUUCGUGAGGUCGGAGAAGGAGAAGAUGAGGAACGUUAUGGUGAUGGGUUUGGCUGACUUGGUGACGGAGAAAGGUCCGACUGUGUUGGCUAGCACGCUCCACGGUGUUGCGAUUCUGUUGAAGAAGGCUGAGGAUUGGGAUUGGUUUAUUAAUCUUGGCUCAUCUGAUUAUCCUCUCAUGACUCAAGACGAUAUUUUGCAUAUCUUCUCAUACUUGCCUCGUUACCUGAACUUCAUUGAGCACACAAGCAACAUCGGUUGGAAAGAGAGUCAAAGAGCAAGACCUAUCAUUAUCGACCCUGGCUUUUACCAUUCGAAGAAAUCUGGUGUAUUUUGGGCUAAAGAACGAAGAUCAUUGCCUGCUUCCUUCAAACUUUUCAUGGGGUCAACAAGUGUAGCUCUAACAAGACCCUUCCUCGAGUUCUGCAUCUGGGGAUGGGACAACCUCCCAAGAACGCUGUUAAUGUACUACACGAACUUCCUUUUAUCAUCAGAAGGCUAUUUUCAGACGGUUGUGUGCAACAACAAAGAUUAUCAGAACACAACUGUUAACCAUGACUUGCACUACACGCACUGGGAUACGGUUCUCCAACAGCGAGCCCUGAAUCUAACGGUUGAGGAUUUUCAUGACAUGGUCCAAAGCGGGGCGCCAUUUGCAAGGGAGUUUCGAGAGGGUGAUCUCGUACUUGAUAAGAUUGACGCCGAGCUGCUUGGUCAAACCGAUGGUGGAUCGGGGUUGAAGACUCCGGAGAUUGUUAAACCCACGGUGAGUUCUAAGAGGCUUGAGAAGCUCAUGGUUAAGCUUCUUGAUCAUGAGAACUUCAGGGCUAAGCAAUGUAAAUAGUUUUUUUUUUUUACUUUCUCUUGGUUAUUGAUUUUUUUUCUUUCAAUCAUUGAUUUUCCAUGGGAAGUUUCUUUGGCCUUUGUAAUAUAUUACUUAUAUGUUAAUCUCAUCAACUUAUAAUUGAAUUAUCAAAAAGUUUUUAGCA
Molecule: messenger RNA, 1444 nt
Organism: Raphanus sativus (radish)
Lineage: Eukaryota; Viridiplantae; Streptophyta; Magnoliopsida; Brassicales; Brassicaceae
Product: beta-glucuronosyltransferase GlcAT14C
Exons: 4
Coding region: 154-1299 (381 amino acids)
Cellular component (GO): membrane
Molecular function (GO): glucuronosyltransferase activity
Source: RefSeq, a predicted model, not a curated record